This is a messenger RNA of Linepithema humile (Argentine ant), 872 nucleotides long. RefSeq names its product selenoprotein M-like. Gene Ontology annotation, molecular function: oxidoreductase activity. The record is from RefSeq and is a predicted model, not a curated record. Gene Ontology annotation, cellular component: endoplasmic reticulum lumen. Lineage: Eukaryota; Metazoa; Arthropoda; Insecta; Hymenoptera; Formicidae.
UGUGCGGCAAUAGUGAUGGUAAAGCAGCAGUUUUGAUGUAUCACUGCUGAUCACUGUUAGAUAGUAUACUGUAAAAAAAAUCCUGGAUGUGAUGGGUUAUAAAUACUUCUUGAAUGUGAUAAAACAUCUAAAAAAAAAAUGCAGUUUAAUUAGAAAAAAUAUAUCCGUUAUCAACAAUGGAUUAGAAAGAAGCAAUGGACGACCCAAAGUAUUGACGUCUACUUCUUGUUACAAGAUCGAAAAUCAAACAUGGCGUCCCGCACAGUUGUCAGCUAUUUCUUCGCACUCGCGCUCGCACUUGCUAGUUUUUCCAUUUCUUCUGUAAAUUCCAGCGGUUAUUAUGCAUCUGCAAGAGUAGAGAGCUGCAGCGGUUGUUCGCUUAAUCGGCUGCCAGACGUCAAGCAGUUUAUUUUCGAGGACUUGCCACAAUACAAUAAUGUGGAAUUCAAACAUAUUCAAGGUGCAAUACCAGAGCUCGUGUUAUUCAAUGAACAUGAAGAGGAAGUGGAGAGAUUGGUAUUGUCUAGGUUGACACGGGAAGAAUGUAAUGAUCUACUAGCCUCAAAAGGUUUCGUUAAGAAAUCCAAAGACAAUAAGGACGAGAUGUAAGCUUUCCAGCCAACAUGCUUCUUGUAAUAAGAGCAAUAGCCUGUCGAAAUUGGUCACAAGUAAUUGUAGGGAGCAAACUUGUUCCUAAAAGUUAUUUCUAAUUACUAAGAUUGUUAUGCCGCGCUUCAUGAUGUUUAUUUUAUCUUGUACUUAAUGAUAAUUUUUAAAGUAUUUAGAUACACAUACUGUAGAUAUUCAAAAUCCAAAAGUCAUGUGUAAUACAAGAGUAAGCGAUAUAUUGCAUAAAGUAGUGAACGGUCUCA